UUCAACACUACUAUAUAACAAAUAAUUUGAGGUAGUGUCAUGUCGUCCUACAACUUCAAACAAAUAACGACCGUGCCCAAUGCAAAGGAGCUGAUUGACAUUAUUCUGUCAAAGACGCAGAGAAAAACCCCAACAAUCAUACACAAGCAUUACCAAAUAUCUCGGAUACGUUCAUUUUACAUGAGGAAAGUUAAGUUCACUGAAUCAAAUCUUAAUGAGAAAUUGACUGGAAUCUUGGGAGAAUUCCCCAAAAUUGAGGAUAUUCAUCCAUUUUAUGCGGAUCUGAUGAACAUAUUGUACGAUAAAGACCAUUACAAGCUAGCACUGGGUCAGAUCAACACAGCUAAACAUCUUAUUGGAAAUGUUGCAAAAGACUACAACAGACUGCUCAAGUUUGGAGACAGCUUGUACCGGUGCAAGCAGCUGAAGCGCGCGGCGCUGGGUCGCAUGAUGACCAUCAUGAAGCGUCAGAACAGUUCUCUUCUGUAUCUGGAACAAGUUAGGCAGCAUCUCGGCAGAUUACCUUCUAUUGACCCCAAUACUCGUACACUUCUGCUCUUCGGGUUCCCAAAUGUAGGAAAGUCCUCUUUUGUAAACCAGAUAACACGCGCUAACGUGGAAGUACAGCCGUACGCGUUCACCACAAAGUCGCUCUACGUGGGACACACUGACUAUCAGUAUUUGAGAUGGCAGGUUAUUGAUACUCCUGGGAUACUUGACAAGCCCCUGGAGGACAGGAAUACUAUUGAGAUGCAGGCCAUCACUGCUCUAGCGCAUCUACGCGCGUGCGUGGUGUGCGUCUUGGACAUCAGCGAGCAAUGUGGAUACUCUCUGAAACAGCAGUGCGAACUGUUCGACAACAUCAAGCCACUCUUCGCUAACAAGCCUAUCAUUGUAGCUCUCAACAAGAUCGAUGCUAGGAAACCUGAGGAUCUCUCUCAAGAGGAAAAGAAUCUACUAGAAGAGACGUUUAAGAAGAACGCAAACGUGUUGGUUAUCCCAAUGUCCACUCUGACUCAGGAGGGAGUGUCUGAAGUACAGAACACAGCCUGUGAUGCUCUUCUUGCUCACAGGAUCGAGCAGAAGAUGGCGGGAAACAAGGUUGAAAACAUCCUGAACAGACUUCACGUAGCCGUCCCCAAAGCUUCCCAAGAAGUUCGAGCACCCCACAUUCCGCAAGGAGUACUGGCCCGCCGUGUUGCCGGAUACGUUAAGCCUGCUGAGAUACGCAAGUUGGAGCGAGACAUGGAACUGGAGUUGGGAGAUGAUUAUAUUCUCGACCUUAAGAAACACUACGAUCUACCUAAUCCUGAUGAUAAGUAUGAUGACAUUCCAGAAGUUUGGGAAGGGCACAACAUCGCUGAUUUUGUCGACCCAGACAUUGUGACAAAACUAGAUGAACUGGAGAAGGAAGAAGCGAUGCUAGAAGAAGCAGGUGUUUAUGAAAGUGAAGAUGAGAAUUUGACGGAGGAACAAAAGGAUAUACGAGAAAAAGCGGGUCUCAUAAGAAAAGAGAAGGCCAUAAUCCGACACAAACAUAGACUUAACAAACACAGUAAUCGAACCCCAAUGAGUGAAAGGGUGGUCAGGAAGAAACAGGGUAUAAAACGUGCCCGAAGUAUAUCCAGAAUGUCCCAAGACGAGUCCAUGGAGGUUGAUACUAAAUUCCAGACGAAGAAAGUAAAGCCUGGUCGGGACGUCAGUGGUCUCCGAGAUGCAAAAAUGGUCAAAGAAGUUCGAAAAAAGAUGAAGAAAUCUCAAAUAAAGAUGAACCAGUUUGGAAAGGCUGGUGAAGCUGAUCGACAUAUUGCUGCCAAGCUACCUAAACAUCUGUUCUCCGGCAAACGAGGCGCUGGAAAAACAGACCGAAGAUAGGACUUGUUUUUUAAUGUUGUUUUAUGGGGCCGUUAUUUAUCACUCUGAAGUUGUAAUCUUUUAAAAAUCAUGCCAUCUGAUUAUCUGAAAUGACGAUAAUUUAUUUUACUUUUUACCUAA
Bolinopsis microptera is the source of this 1995-nucleotide messenger RNA. Its product is annotated as GTP-binding protein 4-like. The transcript has 14 exons. Gene Ontology annotation, molecular function: GTPase activity; GTP binding; RNA binding. Gene Ontology annotation, biological process: ribosomal large subunit biogenesis. The coding region runs from base 40 to 1875 and encodes 611 amino acids. Lineage: Eukaryota; Metazoa; Ctenophora; Tentaculata; Lobata; Bolinopsidae. Gene Ontology annotation, cellular component: nucleolus. The record is from RefSeq and is a predicted model, not a curated record.